Cynoglossus semilaevis (tongue sole) is the source of this 7804-nucleotide messenger RNA. Its product is annotated as unconventional myosin-IXa. Gene Ontology annotation, molecular function: ATP binding; microfilament motor activity; GTPase activator activity. Gene Ontology annotation, cellular component: actin filament; axonal growth cone; myosin complex. The transcript is spliced from 42 exons. The annotation marks the transcript as partial. The record is from RefSeq and is a predicted model, not a curated record. Lineage: Eukaryota; Metazoa; Chordata; Actinopteri; Pleuronectiformes; Cynoglossidae. Gene Ontology annotation, biological process: establishment of epithelial cell apical/basal polarity; intracellular signal transduction.
UAGAGUGGCCGCACAGAUUAGGCGAAGAGUGAAGUGGAGUUUUUUCAGCGAGCGUCAGCGAAGAGCUGCCUGCUUAUAAUUAUACAGUCACUCACACAGACUCACGCUGGGAUUUCUAUAGAAAAUGCGCACGUUUCUGUGUCGGAGUGGAGUUUACUGAAGUUAGCGCUGCUGUUGGAGAAAGACGCAGAACAUAGAGGACACGAGAGGAGUGGGAAUGCAGGGAAUUAAAUAGAGACCGAGGACAAUCUGAGAGUCACAGGCUGUGCGAGUCAUCCUGAGGACCACACUGAGAUCCACGCACACACUUCAGCGUUCACUCGUGGAGUGGUAAUGUCUUGAACUCCUGCCUCCUCCAGCCCAGUGAAGGACGAGCCAGUGCCAGGCUCUUGCUCAUGGAAACUCCUGCGUCGUCAUGAGUGCUCGUGAUGGCGUUGGUGGCAUGGGCACCCUGGGCCGGCGGCAGCGCUUUGAGAACUCAGAGUUCACUGUGCGCAUUUACCCCGGCACCUUGGCCGAGGGCACCAUCUACUGCCCAAUCAGUGCCCGCAAGACCACCACAGCUGCGGAGGCCAUCGAACACGUCAUUGGACGCCUCCAACUGGACCGCACUAAGUGCUACGUUCUUGCAGAGGUGAAAGAGUUUGGUGGAGAAGAAUGGAUUCUCAACCCCAGCGACUGUCCUGUGCAGAGGAUGAUGCUCUGGCCUCGUGUGGCUCUGGAGCACCGCUCUUUGUCCGGUGGCGAGGAUUAUCGCUUCCUCCUCAGGCAGAAGAAUCUGGACGGAUCUAUCCACUACGGUGGCAGCCUCCAGAUGUGGCUACAGGUCACGGAGGAGCGAAGGCAAAUGAUGGAACGUGGGCUGCUGCCACAGCCUGAAUCUCAGGGUGUCCAAGCGGAUCUGUGUCGCCUGCAGGAACUAAAUGAGCGCUCGCUGCUGGACAACCUGCGCUCGCGUUUCCGGCAGGAAAAGAUAUACACCUAUGUUGGAAGCAUCCUCAUUGUAAUAAACCCCUUUAAGUUUCUGCCUAUCUACAACCCCAAGUAUGUGAAGAUGUAUGACAAUCAUACGCUGGGAGACUUGGAGCCACAUAUUUACGCGGUGGCAGAUGUGGCGUACCACACCAUGUUGCAGAGACGAAGGAAUCAGUGCAUUGUUAUAUCAGGGGAGAGUGGUUCUGGAAAAACUCAAAGCACAAACUUUCUUAUUCAUCACCUGACUGCACUCAGCCAAAAAGGUUUCGCAAGUGGAGUGGAGCAGAUCAUCCUGGGAGCAGGACCAGUACUUGAGGCUUUUGGAAAUGCCAAGACUGCCCACAACAACAACUCCAGUCGCUUUGGCAAGUUCAUUCAAGUCAACUACCAGGAAAGCGGUGUGGUCAGAGGAGCGUAUGUGGAGAAAUACCUUCUGGAAAAGUCGAGGCUGGUCUAUCAAGAGAACAACGAGCGAAACUACCAUGUGUUUUACUACCUGCUGGCAGGAGCGAGUGAAGAGGAGAGGACGGCCUUCCACCUGAUGAAGCCAGAAGAAUAUCAUUACCUCAGUCAGAAGACAAAGACAACCAAGCAGCGUCACUGGGACAGUUACUUUGAGAAUGAACCGGACUGCUUCACUGUUGAAGGAGAAGACUUGAAGCAUGACUUUGAGAGGCUUCAGUUGGCCAUGGAGAUGGUGGGAUUUCUUCCCAUUACACGCAAAAAGAUCUUUUCCCUGCUGUCAGCCAUCCUUCAUCUGGGAAACAUCUGCUACAAAAAGAAAACGUACAGAGACGAUUCCAUUGACAUCUGCAACCCAGAAGUUCUCCCCGUGGUCUCAGAGCUGUUGGAGGUUAAAGAGGAGAUGCUGUUUGAGGCUCUGACGACGAGAAAAACGGUGACUGUGGGAGAAAAGCUGAUUGUUCCAUACAGACUGUCUGAGGCGUGUACGGUGCGAGACUCCAUGGCGAAGUCCCUGUACAGUGCCCUCUUUGACUGGAUCGUCUUCAGGAUCAACCACGCUCUGCUCAACAUCAAAGAUCUGGAGGACACCACCCAGACCCUGUCCAUCGGAGUGCUAGACAUCUUUGGCUUCGAAGACUACGAGAGCAACAGCUUCGAACAGUUCUGCAUCAAUUUCGCCAACGAACGCCUCCAGCACUACUUCAACCAGCACAUUUUCAAGAUCGAACAGGAAGAGUACAGGGCGGAGGGAAUCAGCUGGAGAAACAUCGACUACAUCGACAACACCGGCUGCAUCAACCUGAUCAGUAAGAAGCCCACAGCUCUGUUCCACCUACUGGACGAAGAGUGCAACUUCCCUCAAGCCACCAACCAGACACUGUUGGAUAAGUUCAAGCGGCAGCAUGAGGGAAACAGCUACAUCGAGUUCCCCGCGGUGAUGGAGCCGGCCUUCAUUAUUCACCACUAUGCUGGAAAGGUCAAAUACGGGGUCAAGGAUUUCCGGGAGAAGAACACUGACCACAUGCGUCCAGAUAUUGUUGCUUUGCUCAAGAGCAGUAAAAACUCCUUCAUCUGUGGCCUGAUCGGCAUCGACCCUGCGGCCACUUUCCGCUGGGCAGUUCUGAGAGCGUACUUCAGAGCUGUGGUGGCUUUUAGAGAUGCUGGGAAGAGACACACGCUGAAAAAGACGGGGCAUGAUGAGGCUGCUCCCGGUGCACUUUUGAAAAGUGUGGAUAGUUUUAGCUUUCUGCAGCACCCUGUGCAUCAGAGAAGCUUAGAGAUCCUACAGAGAUGCAAAGAGGAGAAGUACAGUGUGACCAGGAGAAAUGCACACAGUCGGCCGUCAGACCUUCAGGGAGGCAACAGUGUUAACGACAAACCACCUCGGGGCUGGAAUGGACGCGUGGGUCGACGCAGCCAUGUGUCGUCAGGCUGCCACAACACAGAGGAAGAAGGCAUCUUUGUCAACUCAGCCAGCAGCAAAAUCCUGGAGAGAGCUCACGACAUCCUGAUGAGGAACAAAAACUACAAAUCAAAGCCAGCUCUGCCCAAGCAUUUACUUAAUGUCAAGUCUCUGAAGCACCUCAGUAACCUGACGCUGCACGACCGGAUCACCAAGUCACUGCUUCACCUGCACAAGAAGAAGAAGCCACCCAGUAUCAGCGCACAGUUCCAGGCCUCUCUCAACAAACUAAUGGAGACUCUGGGUCAGUCUCAGCCUUAUUUUGUCAAGUGCAUCCGCUCCAAUGCUGAGAAGCUGCCCUUAAGGUUUAAUGAUAACCUGGUGCUCAGGCAGCUGCGGUACACAGGCAUGCUGGAGACUGUGCGCAUCCGGCAGUCAGGCUACAACAUCAAGUUCACCUUCAAGGACUUUGUCCAUCACUUUCAUGUGCUGCUGCCAGAGGGCGCCCGUGGCACCAAAGAGGGCAUCCAGCAGUGUCUGGACCAGCUGGACCUGGAACCAGAAGGAUACCAAGUGGGAAAGACAAUGGUGUUUCUGCGGGAGGUCGAGCGUCAGCAGCUGCAGGCCCAGCUCCACAGCAAAGUUCUCAGACUCAUCGUCGGUCUGCAGCGGAGGUUCAGAGCCCGGCUGGAGAGGAGGCAGUUUGUGAGGAUGAGGGAAGCAGCAGUCUGCAUCCAGAAAUGGUGGCGUUUGUAUCGCUCAAUUGAAGAUGAGGAAGAACUAGAAGACGAUGACGACGAGAUGUGUGACAUUGCUGUCCAACAGGGGGCAGCGGUGUGUUUGCAGACACACUGGAGAGGUUACCGGGAGCGGCAGAGGUUCAGAUUAUGGAGACAGGCUGCACUGGUUCUCCAGACGGCGUGGAGAUCGUGGCUGCAACGGCGUUGUACGGCAGCUCUGGUUAUUCAGACGGCCUGGCGCUGUCAUCGAGCCAGAGAAGACUACCUCUGUCUGUAUGAAGCUGUGGUACGACUACAGGCAGUCGGCAGAGGCUACCUGGCCAGGCAAAGCUUUAAAAUCCUAAGAGAACAAAAACUGAAGGAGCGGCAGGAGGAGGUGCUUCUACAGAAUGGCCGGGAGAGUCCUUCACCAGAGGAAGAGGAGGAACCAUCUGCUAAAAUCCCUGGGUUGGACCUCACCACCUGGGAGGAUCGCUCCUACGAGCAGCGACAAAAGAACCUGAAGAUACUCAGCAUCCAGGAGAUGCCAGUCAGGGAGGAUGAAGAGCGAGGAGAACUUGGAACAAAAGAACCUUCCUCACCAGCCAUAGUAGAGGCUCCGUCCACUGCAUCCACUGUGGUGGUGCGGGAAAGAACAAGAACUUCAGAUGAGUCCAGUCAGAAAAACACUCGGGCCAAAAGGGAGAGUCGUCGGAUGAGAGAAUUGGAGCAGGCCAAGUUCAGCCUGGAGCUCCUGAAGGUCCGAGCAAGCAGCGGUGGAGCCUCAUCUCCCCCCGAGGAACGUCGCUGGUCCGCAGAGCUGGUGCCUCCUGCAGCCUCACCGCUUUGUUCACCAGGGGGCACUCCUGACAGCCAGAGCUCUAAGGGCAGCUUUGAGCUCCUCAGUUUGGACGACGAGCCACCGAAGGCAACAGAGGAGGUGAUGGACAUUGAGGACACCUGCUCCCCUUCUCCUACUGUUAUCCAGGAACCUGAGUCUAAUGCAGAGGUUGUUUUAACAAACCCCAAAUCAUAUGACUCUCAAACAGCAGAGGUUUCAGAUGCUGCUCCACCAGACAGCCAGAAACUCCAGAACCAAAUGGAUUUGACUUCAGCCUCUAACGCCACACAUCUGCCCAAAAUUGACAAUUACCUCCCAACAUUCUACACCCCGGCCAGUGAAGGCCCUGCAGUCAUCUUCCAUCCUCCUGCAGUAAAACCUCUACAGGACACAGAGGCAGCUGUUUCUACCAUCAAACCCCAGAAAGAGCGACAAGAGUCAAUACGUCGGCCUGUGGUUGUGGUCAUCAGUAUGCAGAAAGAAACACCGCUGAGAGAAGAGCUCAGUGCUUUUAUCCGCCCGCAAGUACAACUACAAGAUGCUGCUGCUCAGACUGGGGAGUUGACGCCGUCUCCACAAAAACCUGAUCCAGUACCAGGUCCAGAUCCAUUCUCUGGCUCCACCUCUGUCCCUCAGGCAGACCAGGCUGUCAUUGAGAAACUGGUUCGACUAAAUGAGGAGAAAGAGGAGAGGCAGCGGAAUCAGCAGCAGCAGAAUGAAAGAGAGAUGAUGGAGCAGAUAAGACAGCAGAAAGAACUUCUGGAGCGGCAGCGCCUCUUCUUCGCCAAGUAUGAAAAUGAAAUGUUUGAGAAACACAGAGGUGAAGCUCUUCACCGGAUACAGCAAAGUCGUAAGAGCAGACCAGACGUGGGUGCACCUGAGGCGAGGGCCAGACCUCCUCGACCUUCUUCGUUGCUGACCGAGAAAACAAAAGGAGUCGCUCCCCAUGCCAGAACACAGUCGGACUCCACUGCUCCAUCAGUGGCGCCUCCUGCUGCUGCGGCCGAAAUCCGAGGACGUGCCCUGCACAACCUGCUGCCUCAUCCACAAACAUCACAAACAUCUGCUCCUAAAGAAAAACCCCAGCGUGUCAGGCCCUCACCUGAGGGCUGGGCGCCUAAACUCACACUAGAGUCCAGAGAUGGAGGAGGAACCAGAGGAAGAACAGCUGCCAGCAAACAAGCAGAUCAUCCAGGAACCACAGGGAACCCGGUGGACAAACCAGGAAACAUCUUCUUUUCUCCAAAGGAUAAAGUGACGUUCACAAAGUUUGACAGUGAAGCUGCGGGUGAGGGGUCACGAGGGUCAAGUGCCACCGUCACAUCAGUCUCCAAACCACCUAAAGGAGUAAAGGUCAGAGAGGUUGGCAGAGCAGGCCAAAAAAAGAAAGCCCGAAUGGCUCGGACCCGCUCGGACUUCCUGACACGAGCUCCUGUCCUGUCACAUGGGGGCGAUACAGACGAAGAUGACUUUGAUGAUGACGGCAGCCUGCACAGCCCCCGUCAUUACACUCUGCCCCUCUCCAAACAGAGCUCCACAGAGACAGGCUUACGAGAGUCCUGUUUCAGUGACUCAGACAUGCCUGCCACCUUCGACGAGGAGAAGACGAUGCACAAAGCCAUGUCCUCAGGAGACUUGGCCAAAGUGGACUCACUGCGCAAGAAUUCACAGGAUGGAAGCAGGGUGCGCGGGAAAAUGCGUUUCUGGGGAAAAACCAAAUAUGGAGAAAAGAAGUCCUCCAGAGAAAAGCUGGUCUGUGGUGGAGACUCACUGGACGGAGAGAAUGGAGACACUGGACAAUUGCUGGGAGAAGGUCAGGACAACAUGUCGCCGCCCUGUAGUCCUGACUCGACACUGGAUCGAGGAUUCAGAGAAUUCAAGGAGAACAAGGAUCCUUCUCCUAAGGUCAAGCGAAGACGCAGUGUGAAGAUCAGCAGCGUUGCUCUUGAACCCACCCAGUGGCAGAGCGACUCACUGCAGAUCCUCACCUGCACCAACGAUUACAGGAGCAUGAACGACUUCCUCAUGAAGAAGAUCAACGACCUGGACACCGAAGACAGCAAGAACGACACCAUGGUGGACAUCGUCUUCAAAAAGGCUCUGAAAGAGUUUCGUCUGAACAUCUUCAACUCCUUUUCCACAGCACUGACUAUGGAUGAUGGGAAGAGCAUCCGCUACAAAGACCUCUACGCUCUGUUUGAGCACAUCCUGGAGAAGACGAUGAAACAUGAGCAGAGGGACUGGAAUGAGUCUCCGGUCAAAGUUUGGGUCAACACCUUUAAAGUUUUCCUGGAUGAGUUCAUGACUGAGUACAAACAUCUGGACAGCGCCCUCAGCAAGCAGGUGGCCAAACCUGAACGCAAAAAGCGGAGGAAAAAAGACAUCGACGUUGUGGAGGAGCAUAAUGGGCACAUCUUCAAGUCCACACAGUACAGCAUUCUCACGUACUGUGAAUAUUGCUCAUCACUCAUCUGGAUGAUGGACCGAGCCUGCGUCUGCAAACUGUGCCGGUACGCCUGCCACAGGAAGUGCUGCCAGAAGACGACCACUAAGUGCAGCAAGAAGUUUGAUCCAGAACUCUCCUCCAGACAGUUUGGAGUGGAAGUUUCUCGUCUGACUAACGAUGAGAAAACAGUGCCCCUGGUGGUGGAGAAACUCAUCAACUACAUUGAGAUGCACGGCCUCUACACUGAGGGAAUAUACAGAAAGUCUGGUUCCACUAACAAAAUUAAGGAACUAAAGCAGGGACUGGACACAGAUGUGGAAAACAUGAAUCUGGACGACUACAACAUCCAUGUCAUUGCUAGUGUGUUCAAGCAGUGGCUCAGAGAGCUGCCUAAUCCUCUCUUGACAUUUGAGCUGUAUGAAGAGUUCAUUCGUGCCAUGGGUUUGAAAGAUAAAAAAGAAAUGAUCAGAGGAGUGUAUUCAGUUAUCGACCAACUCAGCAGGACUCACCUCAACACUCUGGAACGCCUCAUUUUUCAUCUUGUCAGAAUUGCCCGAGAAGAGGAAACAAACCGUAUGUCAGCCAAUGCCUUGGCCAUAGUUUUUGCUCCAUGUAUCCUGCGCUGUCCCGACACCAUUGAUCCACUGCAGAGUGUUCAAGACAUCAGCAAGACCACAGCUUGUGUGGAAGUUAUCAUCUGUGAGCAGAUGAACAAGUACAAAGUGAGAAUAAAGGACAUCAAUACCCUGGAGUUUGCUGAAACCAAGGCCAAAUGCAGACUAAGUGUGAUUCAACGGUCAAUGCAGCAAAAUGCAGCUAAGAAGGGCAAAGGUCAUCUACAGGGACCAAACUACCUGGCACCUUCACCUCCAGUCAGUCCCCGGCUGACGUCUGUAGCUGAUACUGUGGAGGAGGAGAGCAGCAGUGAAGAUGCAGCGAAUUACAUUGUGGAAAUC